AUGGGUUUUGGGGAGAAAUGGAUAGGGUGGAUCAAGUGGUGCAUAUCCACUGCAAGUUUCUCUGUGCUGGUGAAUGGAACAUCUAAGGGUUUCUUUCAAAGCUCAAGGGGAUUGAGGCAAGGUGAUCCUCUCUCGCUUUAUCUCUUUGUGAUUGCCAUGGAGGUUUUUAGCUAUUUUCUCAAAAGGGUUGUGGAUGGAGGUUUUAUGUCGGGCUGUAAGGUGAAGGGUAGGAACGACAAAGGAGUUCAGAUUUCCCAUUUGUUGUUUGCUGAUGACACCUUGGUGUUUUGCCAAGCUUCUCAAGACCAGCUGACUUACCUAAGUUGGUUGUUUAUGUGGUUUGAGGCCGUAUCGAGGUUGAGAAUCAACUUAGAGAAGAGUGAGCUCAUUCCAAUAGGGAGAGUAGAGAAUAUUGACGAUCUUGCCUUGGACUUUGGCUGUAGAGUGGGUAGCCUCCCGUCCACUUAUCUAGGCCUUCCUUUGGGUGCUCCGUUUAAGUCAGUAUCAGUGUGGGAUGGAGUGGAAGAGCGAUUCCGUAAAAGAUUAGCUAUGUGGAAAAGACAAUAUUUGUCCAAGGGAGGGAGAGCAACUCUAAUCCGAAGUACUUUGUCGAAUCUUCCUAUUUACUUUAUGUCCUUGUUGAAAUUACCAAGUUCCGUUAAACGCAGACUUGAGCAAAUUCAGAGGGACUUCCUUUGGGGUGGUGGCAACUUGGAGCGAAAACCACACUAA
This is a messenger RNA of Vitis vinifera (wine grape), 732 nucleotides long. RefSeq lists its product as uncharacterized. The record is from RefSeq and is a predicted model, not a curated record. Bases 1 to 732 code for a protein of 243 amino acids. The transcript has a single exon. Lineage: Eukaryota; Viridiplantae; Streptophyta; Magnoliopsida; Vitales; Vitaceae.